This is a messenger RNA of Ogataea philodendri, 1038 nucleotides long. RefSeq lists its product as uncharacterized. Gene Ontology annotation, molecular function: GTP binding. Gene Ontology annotation, cellular component: mitochondrion. Bases 1 to 1038 code for a protein of 345 amino acids. NCBI's taxonomy places the organism in Eukaryota, Fungi, Ascomycota, Pichiomycetes, Pichiales, Pichiaceae. The transcript has a single exon. The record is from RefSeq and is a predicted model, not a curated record.
AUGCGAGCUUCCUUGAUUCGAUCUGGGGUAAAUCUCGCAGGAUCGCCCAGCAAAAAGAUUCGUUUGGAUCCCAAUAAACUCCUACAGAUUAUUGAAAAAGAUGAAAAUGAUUUACGAAGCCAAGAAAGAUACGAAAGUAAUGAAAAAUCGCAAGCCAAGACAGUUCCAAGAAUUGAUGGUCAGUUUUUGACCCAAUAUUUCUCAACAGCGAGUUCCCUUAUAAUUCCACAAUUGCAGACUAGAGACAUAACGAAUGUGGGAAGAAUUAUACGAGACUCAAACGUUAGUCUGGACUGGAGCAUUUACGAGCUCAAAAAACUUCCUGGUGAAGAAGCUAGAUCAUCAGAUGAUACGGAAACCAUUAAUCCAAUUCAAAAAACAGAGAAUAAGGGUAAGAUUUUACCAGAGGUCAUAUUUCUAGGUCGCUGCAAUGUAGGAAAAUCGUCAUUAGUGAAUGCUCUCAUGAGUUCCAAGAAAGGAGAAGUCACACCUUAUGCCAGAGUUAAACAGAGCGCAGGAUAUACACCAUGUCUCAAUUUCUACAAUGUUGGCGGUCUUUUCAGACUUGUUGAUUCUCCGGGAUACGGUGUGAAGGGAAAACCUUGGCAGGGUGAGCUUACAAUGGAAUACUUGAUGAAAAGAAGAGAGCUGUGCAGUUGCUACCUUCUUUUGGAUGGAAGUCUUGGGCUCAACCAAUAUGAUAAUGCAAUACUGGAGGCACUUGUUGAAAUGGGAUCUCAAUUUGACGUUGUGUUCAAUAAGAUUGACAAGGUGCGAGCCGAGAAUCGAGUCAAACACUUCGAGAACAUCAUUUCCGACUCAAUGCUCAGUGAUUUGAAAAUUAAACCUAGAUUCUAUUUUGUUAAUUCAGUUGAAGGUCGUCAGGGAGAUAUUACAGACCGAACUGGUAUCGAUGAAUUACGUUAUGGAAUACUCGAGACUUGUGGAUAUUCUGAUAUCGGAACGUUGAGACCAAAGGAUCGAAAAAAGCCUCAGAAAACUACAGUUAAGGUUAAUAACAAGAAAGGGCGAUUCUAA